AUGAAAAUUUUGCUGGUUUUUGAUUUUGACAAUACAGUUAUAGAUGACAAUACUGACACCUCCAUUGUAAAGUGUGCACCCGAGAAAAAGCUUCCUGUUCAGCUGGAAAAUUCUUACCAAAAAGGAUUUUGGACAGAAUUUAUGGGCAGAGUCUUUAAAUAUCUGGGAGAAAAAGGCAUAAGAGAAGAAGAGAUGAAAAGAGCAGUGACAUCAAUACCUUUUACUCCAGGAAUGGUGGAGCUUUUAAGCUUUAUAAGAAAGCAUAAGGAUAAAUUUGAUUGUAUCAUUAUUUCAGAUUCAAACUCCAUCUUCAUAGAUUGGGUUUUACAGGGGGCCAAUUUCCGUGAUGUGUUUGAUAAAAUAUUUACAAAUCCAGCAGCUUUUGAUAGCAAUGGACAUCUCACUGUACAAUGUCAUCACACUCAUUCUUGUUCAAAGUGCCCAAACAAUCUUUGCAAAAAAGCCGUUUUGGUACAAUUUCUAGAUAAUCAGCUACAACAGGGAGUAAAGUAUGCACGGAUUGUUUAUAUAGGUGAUGGUAGAAAUGAUUUCUGUCCAAUAACCUUUUUAAAGAAGAGUGAUUUUGCCAUGCCACGAGACGGGUAUUCCUUGCAGAAGAUUCUCUCCACACCACCUCAGAAUUGUGAUCCUGUGCAGUCGGCUGUAGUAGUUUGGUCUUCAGGUCUUGAGAUAAUUUCUCACUUACAAUUUCUAAUAAAAGAGUAA
Elephantulus edwardii (Cape elephant shrew) is the source of this 726-nucleotide messenger RNA. It is a transcript of the gene PHOSPHO2, whose product is annotated as phosphatase, orphan 2. The record is from RefSeq and is a predicted model, not a curated record. Gene Ontology annotation, molecular function: phosphatase activity. The transcript has a single exon. Lineage: Eukaryota; Metazoa; Chordata; Mammalia; Macroscelidea; Macroscelididae. Bases 1 to 726 code for a protein of 241 amino acids.